Sceloporus undulatus (fence lizard) is the source of this 2233-nucleotide messenger RNA. RefSeq names its product E3 ubiquitin-protein ligase RNF213-like. The record is from RefSeq and is a predicted model, not a curated record. Gene Ontology annotation, molecular function: ATP hydrolysis activity; ubiquitin-protein transferase activity. Gene Ontology annotation, cellular component: nucleolus; cytosol; membrane. Gene Ontology annotation, biological process: ubiquitin-dependent protein catabolic process; negative regulation of non-canonical Wnt signaling pathway; sprouting angiogenesis. The transcript is spliced from 16 exons. Lineage: Eukaryota; Metazoa; Chordata; Lepidosauria; Squamata; Phrynosomatidae.
CUAAUCAGUACUGGAUAGCAAAAGGACUUUGCUGUCCCUUUGGCUGCUCAUAUAUGUUGAAGAAGAGUAGGAAAGAACUCCUGAGAAGCUGAGGAAGUCACAAUUUCAAAAUUAAGCUGGGUUAUAAAAUACAUCACUGUGGAUCAAAUAAGCAAAGGGGGCUUUAACUGCCCUGAAUGUGACAGCCCUCAAAAUGGAUCAAACAAAUUCUGCAGUAACUGUGGGAAGAAGUUGGUUCCUUUCUCCGACACACAAUAAUGCUUUUACCGAAUGGGGAAAGGAAGAAGAAACAACAAGUCUAAUAGAAGGAUCUGACAUGAAGGAAAAUUUAGAACCAAGGACUACAGUGGACAAAACACAAACUGGCCAUGUGCUUGGCGAUCCCACAAAGAGAGAGGCUGGAAUAGCAUCUGAGAGGCAGAUGUCUCCAGUUGUCUUCAUUCUGAUCCGCCUGCUCACUCACUUGGCACUGCUUUUAGGAGCAACAAGAGAUCCCCAGUCCCUUCUGAAUAUCAUAAAGCCACGUGUUCAAGAUCCAGUGAGCUUUCUCCUGCAGCAUAUUCAUAAGAAUUUGGAGCAACUGAUGAACUGGCCAGUGAGCUUUGGUCAACUUUCUACAAAUGAGAAUAGAAAAAAAUGGGAAAAUUUUGUUGCUGACACCAUUAUUCUUCCUGAACUGAAGCUUUUGGACAAAACCCUUCUGAAAUUGAACCAACAAAUCAGUGAGGAUGAGAGAAUUUCUUCCAACCCUGUAGUAAAAAUUAUAUAUGGGGACCCUACAAUUUUCCUGUCAAGACUGCCCAAGGACAGUAUAGUGCAUUGUUCUAGGACUUGGAGCUGCAGAAAGAGAAUCUCACUUGAGUACUUGGGGCAUGUUGUCCAGCAAAAAGGCAACAAGGAUGCUGUGCCCAUCUUGUGGAAGUUUCUACAGAAGGAAGCUGAACUUAGGUUUGUAAAGUUUUUGCCAGAGAUUCUGACCUUGCAGAAGGACUUGGUGAAGAGGUUCCAAAACAUUUCAGAGUUAGAACACAAGACAAUUGGAGAUUUUCUUCACAGCCUUCCCACAGGAGGCAUGAGACAUACAAUGAGAAGCAGAGUGAUAACAUUUCUGGAUGUAAGGAAUAAGCUGAGAUCAUCUUUGGAAACCAACGGUGAAAUUAAACUUCCUGAGGGCUACUGUGAUGCUGACCUGACUUUGGAGAAAGAGUUUGAGAUCCUUCUGCCUCGCCAGCGAGGUCUAGGCCUAUGUUCCACAGCCUUGACCAGUUACCUCAUUGCCUUGCACAAUGACUUUGUCUACACCAUAGAAAAAUAUACAAACAAUGCCAACAGGUACUCUGUAAACCCCACAGAAGUGACAGAUCUCCAUGUAAUCACAUAUGAGGCAGACAGGGACUUGAUCCCAUUGAUUCUGUCAAACUGUCAGUACAGCAUGGAGAAAGGAGGAGAGGCCACCCAGGAAUUUGAUCUGGAAAAGAUCCAGCAGCAGGUCACCAGCCGAUUCCUACAGGGGAAGCCCUUGAUCACAUUGACAGGCAUUCCCACUCUUGUGUACAGGCAUGACCGAAAUUAUGAGCAUCUCUUCAAAGAUAUCAAGAGCAAGUUGACUCAGAGCUGCCUUCCAAAUUCCACAAUUAGCAUGAUCAGUGGGGAGUUGCAAUCCUACAGUGACAUCUGUGAAGCUCUGUCUGUCACUGAAAUAACAUUAGGAUUCUUGGCCAUGGCUGGAGGUGACCCAGAGAUGACUUUGAGAGAAUAUGUUGAAAACACACUGCAGAUGGGCAGUCAGACAAGUGUUCAUGUGCUCAAGGCAUUGAGUCGAUGUCACCUGAAGCACAUCAUUGCACUGUGGCAGCUCCUCUCUAACCAUAAAUCUGAACAGCUGCUGUACCUGAAAAGGGAUCCCUUUGCAGAGAUCAGCACACCCUACAAAGAUGAGCUUACCUCAGAGCAUGUAAAACUCCUCAAUGCCUUCCUCAGCCAGGUUGGGCUGGAAUCCUUCCUCCAAGAGUUGCAUGAAAUGAUCAUCCUGAUGCUGAAACAUGCCAAGGAUGAGGAUGAGUUCAAUCCCAAAUGGAGCCUGAAGGAUACACUGAUUGUAUACCUGGAAAGGAAAGAGACCAGCACCUUCUUGGAGGAGUUAGAUGCUUUCCCAGAAGAGAUCCAGCUCUCUCAAUGUGUUGCUGCCUGGAAAGUGGCUGCUACUCUUAAAUGAGAUCAAAGACUUGGUUAG